This is a messenger RNA of Fusarium poae, 378 nucleotides long. RefSeq lists its product as uncharacterized. Bases 1 to 378 code for a protein of 125 amino acids. The transcript is spliced from 2 exons. NCBI's taxonomy places the organism in Eukaryota, Fungi, Ascomycota, Sordariomycetes, Hypocreales, Nectriaceae. The record is from RefSeq and is a predicted model, not a curated record.
AUGGCGCCUGCAUCUGCUCUUCAUCGUCACCAAUCAUCUCUCGAAAGCAUCAUUGAUUUCUCUGCACAGCCUCCCUUAGGACCUGGUCUACGCCUCUCAGCCAGCCGUCGAUUCUACCAGAUAGUCAACCAUUUCGAUGCUUCUGGCAGCGGCAACAACGGUGAAUACGACCGUAUAAAACUUGUCCGCCUCACCUACGAAUAUGCGCGAUCUGAAGAAUCCAAGGGCAACUUCCUGAGUGCGUUCUUCCAGUCCGCGGCUCUUCCCAUGGAUGGGGAGGAGGCCAUCGAUUUGGGCGAUGCAGACCUGGAGGCCAAGCUCCGCACUUCCCUGUUCAACUUCGCCGAGUAUCUGACCCUUCCAAGGAAGCUGCACUAG